This is a messenger RNA of Oikopleura dioica, 642 nucleotides long. Lineage: Eukaryota; Metazoa; Chordata; Appendicularia; Copelata; Oikopleuridae. The record is from the annotation of a GenBank genome assembly.
AUGUACGAGCCGAUGGAGUCUCAGAAGAGCAAUGGAGCAGCGAAUCGUGGAUUUGCUUUUGUCGAGUUUGAAACUCAUAUGGACGCGUCAACUGUCAAGAAAAACCUUCUCAAUCGAUCCCUGGCCCUUUUCGGCCGCUACUACCAAAAUGUGGACUGGGCUGAUCCCGAGAACACGCCGGAUGAUGCCGUCAUGUCAACUGUGAAAAACCUCUAUGUCAAAGCGAUGGAAGCGAUGAAUGGAAAAGAAUUUGACAAUGGAGAAGUUAUUGAUGUAACUCUUGCGAAGCCAAAUGACAAGAACCUAAAAGCGAAAAAAAUGCAGCGUCAAAACCAGCGUCAGCAGCAAGGAAACUGGGACUACGGAUGGAAUGGCGGCGGAUACGGCUAUGGCGGAGGAUAUGGAGGUGGCUUCCAACCUCAAGGCGGUUUCAACGGCAACUUCAACCGAGGCGGCCCUGGUGGACGUGGCGGCCGAGGUGGAAUGGGCCGUGGAGGCGGGGGUCAACGAGGAGGAUUCAAGAGAAAUUUCCGCGGCGGUGGAAACAACCCUGGAGGCUUUCAAGGCGGCCCUGGAGGGCCCAAGCGAUUCAAAGACGACUCUCAGUGGUAUCAAGACCAGCAAAACUUCGGCCAGUGGUAG